UCGGAUCGGACUUCCAAGUUCCCCCUUCUCUCUCCAGUCUUUUCGGAGAAAUGGGUCCAAAUCUUUCAGACCAUAACAGGUCCGUUGCUCAAAGCCCUCGAUCCUAUCGCCGAAAGCGAAAAACCAUCAAUUGUGACCAAUGCCGACGGUCCAAAUUACGAUGCGAUCGUCAGCACCCUUGCGGGUCUUGCAAGCGCCGUAACCGUGAAUUCAUUUGCUUCUAUGAGACGAAUCUAAACUCGGAAUCCCCCAGUCACCGGUCCGCACAGGCUCGAGGGUCAAGGGGGGCAAGACUUACGAGUCCUUCAGGGCUGUCUCUCCCGCUUGAGCCACCGACAUCUGAGGCAAAUCAAGCACCUCCAGACAGUAGUCACUGGGAGACGGUGCUUGAAAGACCAGUUCCGGAACAGGAUGCAGACGAUACCCUGUCUCCUCUCUCUAUGGGUCCGCAUAUGACUCUCCAAGAAAUCCUGGACGCUUUACCCCCGAGAAAUUGUUGUGACUAUCUGGUCUCCCACUUCUUCACCAACAUCUCUGCCCUGUUUCCCAUCCUCCAUGGCCCAACAUUCCAGAAGCAGUAUACUUCAUUCAUGCAACAGCCCCAUGGCGUCGACCUCUCGUGGCUGGCUUUGCUUUUCUCCAUGUGCUCGCUGGUCCUGAACACCAUGGACGCAAGCGAUCCUCGACUCGCCACUCUCUGGUCCCAGCUAUCCUUUGAUCCCACGCCAAACACCACCACUCUAUCUGCGUCUCGCCGACUCUUGCAAACCGCCAUGUCUUGUCUCUUACAAGACCAAUUCCUAAUCCGCCACAAAUUCAGCACCUUCGAGGCCCUCCUCAUGAUCAUAUACAGCACCUCCCACAACGGCUCCGUCGACCAAGGCUGGGCCUUACUCGGCAUGGCACUCAACAUGGGCAUCGCCUUACGCUGCAACACAGACGACCAGAGUCUCGGUCCCAUCGAAACCGAACGUCGCCGCCGCUGCUGGGCCGGCCUUCUAACCCUGCACACCUACCAAUGCAUCCUCUUCCGCGACGUCGACAUGUCCUUCCUCCUCGACAUCAAAGCCACCAUGCCCGUUGACGCCAAUGACUCCGACAUCACCGAGGACGGCAUCUCGCACCCGUCCCGCCGCACCCAGCCCACGCAGAUGUCCGUCAUGAUGUCCAAGCUACGCCUCUUCCGCCUCUCGACCCAGAUCUGCCGCCACAUCUCGGGCCCCUCGCGCCUCGACCAGCGCCUCCUCCACCACUUCGACGACGCCAUCGCCCAGGAGCAGAACCGCUGGGACGCAACCUACAUGGUCGACGGAUCGCCUAGUAUCCUGGACUCGACCAGCUACGCCUACUGGUGUGUCUUGCAGACCUACGCGCAUCAUCUCUACCUGCUUCUCCACCGCCCGUUCCACCACUCCAAAGCACCCUGUUUCCUCGCGUCGUCAAGAACCCAGUGCAUCGCCGCCGCCAUGGCGCUGAUUUCUCUCCAUCGCGAGAUCUUCGAGGUCCCGUUGCUUCGCAACUACCGGUGGCUACUUAACGGGGUGACGAGUCUAAAGGCACUCCACGCUGCGGUGGCGCUGAACUCGUGUCUUUUGGAUACCCCGUCGUCUGAUCGGGCCGGUGAUGUCGAUGUAGGUGUUUGCAGAGAGGAGAUCGAGAAGCUUGUUCUGCGGAUGGAGAACUUCUCGCCCCGGAGUAUGAUCUGUUUGAAAGCGCAUCGGAUACUAUGUAGUUUACAGGCUCAAUGGGGCGGCGGAAACCCUCCCCCGUCGAACUCGGAGACCCAGCCGGAGAAUAUAUUAAAGGAUUGGACGGACAUACGAGGGUGGAUGGAUGCGGAUUUUAUUAACUGGAAUUUAGAUGGGGCUUUUUCGGGGUCUUGAUGUCGUUCAUAGAGGUUGUAUCGCUGUCAUCUGCUGGAGUUACGUUUAGAAUCUGU
This is a messenger RNA of Aspergillus steynii IBT 23096, 1939 nucleotides long. RefSeq lists its product as uncharacterized. The transcript is spliced from 3 exons. Gene Ontology annotation, biological process: regulation of DNA-templated transcription; DNA-templated transcription. Gene Ontology annotation, molecular function: DNA binding; zinc ion binding; DNA-binding transcription factor activity, RNA polymerase II-specific. NCBI's taxonomy places the organism in Eukaryota, Fungi, Ascomycota, Eurotiomycetes, Eurotiales, Aspergillaceae. Gene Ontology annotation, cellular component: nucleus. The record is from RefSeq and is a predicted model, not a curated record. Bases 51 to 1883 code for a protein of 610 amino acids.